Lachancea nothofagi CBS 11611 is the source of this 1401-nucleotide messenger RNA. Lineage: Eukaryota; Fungi; Ascomycota; Saccharomycetes; Saccharomycetales; Saccharomycetaceae. The record is from the annotation of a GenBank genome assembly.
AUGUCGGUGUCGAAGAGGGUCUACGUUGGAAACGUUAUUCAAGACCAUGAAGCAAGCUUAAGGGAGCUGAGACCGCGUUUCGAGCGCUUCGGACGCUGUCUUUCGAGCGAGUUUGAAAGUCAUGGGCAUUUUGCGUAUAUGAACAUGGAGUUUAACGACGAAGCGGGGUAUUCGAAGCUCAAACAAAGUUUGAAUGGUGUAAGGUUCAAGGGUAAUGUCUUGAAAGUUGACCAAGCGAAACUAAGCUGGCAACAACGGUGGGAUGAUGAUCAAAAGAACGAGGAACGCGUAGGGAUAGAGAGAGAAAAACAGCUAUUGAAACAACAAUGGGAGUAUCAUAAGAAAAUUGAAAAUAUAAAGAUGAGUUGGAUCGAUCGACAACAGAUUUUGCAUGGCAGAAUGCGCCAAAAUCCUCGGGCGAAAGCUCAGCUGCGAAACAUAACCUUCCGAGUGCUCAGCGAUGGACAAUUGAAAGUCUACAAGUGCUCUAAGAAUAAGUUAUGGGGCUACGAACGUGAAAAGAUGCCUCGGGACCUAGUUGCACGUUUUACAGACCAGCGCCACUGGAGAGAUGGAAACAAUCACAUCGUCGACAAACUCGAUUAUUCGCGCGCCUCCUCUUGGAGUAAGCAUCAUGGAAUAGGUUCCGCCCAAGAAACCGACACAGGUCUUUUGGCGACCGCUGAAGAUAUCGAAGAAUCAUCAGAUCAGAAAACAAAAGAUGUUUUGGAAAACUUGCUUGGUGACUUUGAUUUCGACAAACCUAUGGCUAUCCAAGAAGAUGAGGACGAGAAUGCUUCAUCUGACUACGAGUAUAACGCACUGUACCAAGAGCCCACAGAUGUAAUGAAAGCUACUGGCAAAGAAAAAAAACAAGAAGUGCCUAAGCCUGUUGAGGAAGUUAAAGAAUUGCAUGUGUCAGAGCCCGAAAAACCAGAAGAGGACUCGGAAGAUGAUUUCGUACCCACAUUUGGCAACCAGCCGGUACUCUCUACGAAGAGUAAUACAGAGGAACUUAGAUCUCUUUUCAACCCCGAAGAGUCGAAAGAAGCUACUUUCAAGUUAAUGGAUGAGACUAACGAAGAUAUCGAUGAAACAAAAAACGUCCUAGAAACAGAAAACGCCCAAGAGCUAUCAACCGAAGAUUCAUACGUAGGAACUCAGAACACAAAUAGGGGUUUGUUCUUCCCACAUUUCACAUCUCCUUUCUUGCAGUCGCAAUCGCAGCUGGCCAAGCUCAAAUCGUCCCAGGAUCAUCAAGAACUUUUCGCGAACUGGGAAGAUAAAUUCUGGGAGAACCGAGCUACGUGGACCAAGGAAAUGAAACAGAAGAAAAGAGAUGCCGAUAGGCAGAACAGGAAGAAAAAUUCCAAAUCGAGGGGAAAUGGGAUUUUAGUUUAG